Molecule: messenger RNA, 4197 nt
Organism: Caenorhabditis angaria
Lineage: Eukaryota; Metazoa; Nematoda; Chromadorea; Rhabditida; Rhabditidae
Source: the annotation of a GenBank genome assembly
AUGCCGCCUGUUAGUCCAACGGUAAGACAUUGAGUUGGAAUAGUUAGACUUGAGACCAAAAUAAAUCUCACAAUGAAUAUGAAAAUGAGGUUGAUUUUGUUGAUCUAUUUGUGAGAAAUCAGGAAAAGUUAUUUUGAAUUUGGAAUAAUUUUAAAACCCCGGAGGAUGUCAAAUUGAACGAAAAAUUUGAAAAAAAGAAUGUAUCGCCUAAAGAAGAAGCUCAUAAAGGUAUAGUUUGACCGAACCUCUGGUCAUUCAAAAUUAUUUAAAGAGUUUGUACCAGUCGCCCUGAGUAUGAGAAAUUCUUCGAGUAUUAGCAAAAAAUAUACUUAUUAUUCAAAAUUCCUAAAAAUUUCUAACCUUUCCCCCCAAACAACUUAAAAAUGUGUGGACUAGCAAAAAAUUCCGAAAAAAAAUUCAAGAAAGUUAUUUGAACUGUAUUUCUGAAAAUCUCAAAUCCAUUUCCUAAAUUGAUCCUACUCUUUAAACUCAUAGAACACCCAAAAUCCAAUUUCAAAACUUUUAAUUCAUAUUUCUCUCACUUCUUUCUCCCCCGUUUAAAAACCAUAGUCCAAAGCGCGAAAACGUCGAACUAUCAGAUGGAUAUCAAAACACUUUAUCAACGACCUACUUUUUCUCUUUUUUCAUCCCUCCAAAAAACUGUUUUUGCAGGUAAACAUGGAAGACGUCGACUUGGGAAAAGAUCGAACCAAUCUCAUUGAUUUUAUUUAUGGGGUUCGUACCAAAAAUCCUAUUGUUUCAUUUAAAAAGUUUUGUUUUUCAGAAACGUGACCCGGCAGAAUCAGUAUCACCAUCUGUAAACACGCCAGCUUUAAGUGUAAACUCGGAAAAACCAAUUAGUCCAAAAAAGAUCAAAGAAAGAAAAGAGAAAAAACCAUCGAGUCGAGUCAGUUGUUCAACAUGUGCUUGUUUUGUAUUAUUGUUGUUAACGAUUGCUGCAAUUUUAUUCGCCGCAUUUUUGGGACAUCAUUUAACAAAACAAAAUAAUGAAAUGAUGGCUGUUGGAAAUGAAACUGCUCCUCUUGUGGCUUGUAAAAAUAUGUUAGUUGAUAUAAUUUAUUUUAAAAAUACUCAUGUAUAUCAAAUAUUUAGCACUCGAACUCAUACAAAACAAUAUCGUCCAAUAAUUCAUGAAGAAGAUAAUGAUGAACAAGAUGCAAUUAAUGAACCAACUGUCGAACAACUUGCUCUUCCAAAAUCAAUUCAACCACUUUCAUAUCAAGUUUCAAUGUCACCAAAUGGAACUGGAAUUGCUACAGUAACUAUGAAUAUCACCGAAGAUACUAAUACAAUUGUUUUGAAUUCAAAAGAUAUUCAAAUUUCGGAAGGAAUACAAUUGUUGAAACCAAUAUCAAAUCGAGUUAGAAGAGAUGUUGAAUCUGGAAGUGGUGAAGAACCAGAAGAGGAAGUAGCAGAAGAGAAAGAAGAGGAUUCUGGAAUCAAAGUGAAAUCUGUUAAUAUCGAUGAAAAUCUUGAGAAAGUCACACUUGUUCUUGAUGGAACUUUGAAAGCUGGCUCUCAAAUUGUUGCGAAAAUUCCAUUUGCAUCAAAAGGUUCCUCGAAUACAAAUGGUCUUCGCGAAUACAAAAUGAAUAACAAAAGUAUUUUCACAACUCAACCAAGUUAUGCUUAUAUGAGACAUGUUUUCCCUAGUUUUGAUCAAGAAUCAUUCAAAGCUCCAGCUGGAUUAACAUUGACACAUCAAAAUGGAACUGUUGUUGUAGCAAAUACUGAAGUUAAAACUCAUAUGGAUGGGUGAGUUAUUGAAAAAUUGAAAUUCUAAAGUUAUCUUGAAGUUUUAAGAGAUCAAUUGGUUUCGACUCUUGAUAAAACAAUUGAUCCAGAUUUUGUUAUUGGAGAUUUGGUUUCAGCUGAAACAAAUACAUCUAGUGGAGUGACUGUAAGUUAUUCAUGAUAAACUUUAUCAAAAUUAUUUUUUAUAUUUCAAGAUUCGUGUUUGGACUCGUCCUGAAGUACAACAAAAUGCUCAUCUUGUUCUCGAGUAUGCCGACAAAGCUCUCGAUGAAUUGGAACAUAUUCUUCAAUCUCGCCUUGAAACUCAAAAACUUGACAUCAUCGGAGUUCCGAAUUUCCAACCAGGGAAUCGUGUCAGCCGUGGAUUCAUUGUUCUACCAGAAGAAGAUAUUUUGUACAAUGACAAGUCCAAUUCGGUAACCCAAAAAGUCCGACUCGUUCGAACUUUGGCUAACAAAAUAGCUGGACAAUGGUUUGGUGGAAUCACAAAUCCAGAAGAAUAUGGAACAUUUUGGUUGAAUGAUGCACUUCCAAGAUUUUUAGAAAUCGAAGCUGUCGAAAGAGUUCUCAACAUUCCAUCGGAUGAUUUGUGGACUCUUGAAUUGGAAGAGGUUUUGGAAAAAGAUGCAGCGAGCACAGCAAGACCACUUCGAGUCAAAAAAGUUCAUUCAUCAGCAGGAAUCGCUUCGAUUGAUCAUGAAUUCCUUGGAGAAAAAGGAGCUGUUCUUUUGAGAAUGAUUGAAAAAUCAAUUGGAAUGAAUGAUUUCAUCAAAGGAAUCAGAGUUAGUUUUUUUUCAAAAAAAAAUGGUAAAGUUUGAUAGACAAGUCUUUUUAGAACUUCGUGAGCUCUUAUCGAUCAAGUUAUCCAAAUGAUGAUGGAUUAUUGAAGUCACUUGAAAAAGCAAUCAACAAAAAAAUUGUUGGAUGGGAUGAUGAGCCAUUAGACAUUUCAAAAGUUGUCAAAACUUGGGUUGAUCAAAUUGGAUUCCCAUUGGUUUCAGUCUCAAAAUUGGAUGAAGAAAAUUUGGAGAUCUCACAAAAUAAAUUUUACAAUGAUAAUGAAACACCAGGAGAUGUUGAAUUCAAAAAUGCGAAGUAUUGGUUCAACUGGGAGGUUCCUUUGUUUAUUGCACCAGAAGAUAAAAAUGUUAGCUGGUUGCAUGAAAGUGAGUUGAAUGAAAAAUUGAUAUUGGAAAUUGAUUAUGAUUUUUUCAGCCAUUCGUUUCCCACUCAAUCAAUCGGACACAAUUCUUCUCAAUUCUGAAUCCAGUGGAAUCUAUCGUGUGAAUUAUGAACAAACCCGUUGGAACAAACUUGCUGAGCAACUGUCGGACAAUUUUGCUCAAUUCAAACCAGAAGGACGUGCUCGACUUUUAUCAGAUAGUUUUGCUUUGGCGAAUUCUGGAAUCAUUCCAUUUGAGGUCGCUUUGAAUCUCACUACAUAUAUUUCGAAAGAAACACACAAUUUGCCAUGGAUUAUUGCGGCUCGAAAUUUUGCAGAUUUGGUUAGAAAAUUGGAAGAUUCGCCACUUCAAGAUAAACUUAACGUGAGUCCCUAUUUUUAAAAACAAAAUUAGAAUGAAAAAUUGUUUUAGGCUUGGAUAUACUCAAAAGUAUCUGAUAAAUUUGAAAAACUUUCUGCCGAUUCUGAUGAUUAUUUGAGUUCACUUUUGUAUGAGCAACUUAUCGAAUUAUUAUCAUCAAUCAAACCAUUGAAAUCCAAUCAUCAGCUGAACCAAAUCUUCCAAUCAAAAUUCUUGGAGCCAUGCCAAAACUCGAGCUACAGUAGUCAAUGCUCAACAGUUCCAGCUCAUCUUCGUGAUGAAGUUUAUUGUAAUGGUGUUGAAUUUGGAGAUGAUGAUAUUCUUGAACAAAUCACACAAUUCGCAGAUGCUGAAAUUGAUGGACAAGAGAAAGAUUCACUUGUUGAUAGUUUGGCAUGUUUCAGAGAUCCAAGAGUUCUUCGAAGAAUUAUUCAACAAAAUUUGAAUAGUACAAGUAGAACUGUUCAAUUGUUGAGAAACAUGAAUACAAGACCUGUUGGAAGAGAAGUUGCAACAAAUUGGAUUUUGGAUAACUGGAGAGAUUUGAAGAAGAAAUUCAAGGAUGAUCCAGAAUCUUUGAAUCAAAUUGUUGAUGCUGGAAUUGCUGUAGACAAUGAGAGGGAAAGAAGUACAGUAAGUCUAGUUUCAUUUGAUGAGGAAAAUCUUCCUAACCGUUUUUUAGCUUGAAACCUUCAUCAAUCAACAUCACAAGAGUACACAUCCAUUGAUUUCUAAACUUGAUCGUAAGAUUGAAGGAGCAACUUCGGAUAUUUAUUGGAGAAAAUCGAGAAAUUCUGAAAUUUCCGAUUAUUUGAAUGGAAAAUUCAAAGGGCCAGAGAAAGAACAAGUGAAAGAUGAAGAUAGUGAAGAAAUGUAA